CUCUUGGAGGGCCAUGGCUGGGCCAUGGCUGCUGCUUCUCCUGUCCUUUGGGUGUCCAGCCCUGCCCACAGGUCUGGGCAGCAUGCCCUUCCCUUCUCUGGCCCCACCAAUCACGCUGCUGGUGGAUGGGAAGCCACAGACCCUGGUGAUCUGCCUGGUCUUCGAUGUGGCACCCCAUGGCUUUGACAGCCCCAUCUGGUUUUCGGCUGGCAAUGGCAGUGCCCUGGAUGCCUUCACCUACGGCCCUUCCUCAGCCAUGGACGGCACCUGGACUCGCUUGGCCCAGCUCUCCCUGCCCUCUGAGGAGCUUACUGCCUGGGAGCCCUUGGUCUGCCACACUGGGCCUAGGGCUGGGGGCCACAGCCAGAGCACACAGCCCCUGCAACUGUCAGGAGAGGUUUCCAGAGCCAGGGCCUGCUUCCAGGAGCCUCUCAGGGGGACGCAGGGCCAGGCCCUGUGGCUGGGGGCGCUGCGGCUGCUGCUCUUCAAGCUGCUGCUGUUCGACGUGCUGCUGACCUGCAGCCGCCUGCGCGCCGGGACAGCCACGAGGGCGCACCCCCAUGGCCCGGCGGCCCUCCGUGCGCUGGCCCUGGGCCCCCACCGACUGCGUUCACCCAGCCCUCCGCUGCCAGCGCCACGGCCCCUGGCCAGCCAGUGGGUUCGCACCUGCGGUCAGGGUCAGCGGCCCAGGAACUCAGUCCGGGAGGAGGCGAGGGGACGAGCUUGGGCCCCUAGCGCAUGUUCCGCCCUCACUACUUCCUCAAAUCUCGAAGCAUUUUUGGUACAUGACCUGCCACCUCCUGCAGACCGCACCUUCCUGGAGGCUGGGCGCCACCCCUCUCAGGGUUUUCUGAUAAAAAUGGCUGCGUCUCUUCCAUCAGGCUGGGAGCCUCUCCAGGGUAGUGAUCUACCCAGGUACUGGGAUAUUUGAAUUAAAGAACUUGAAUGACA
Tupaia belangeri chinensis (Chinese tree shrew) is the source of this 951-nucleotide messenger RNA. RefSeq names its product pre T cell antigen receptor alpha (gene PTCRA). Bases 14 to 931 code for a protein of 305 amino acids. The record is from RefSeq and is a predicted model, not a curated record. The transcript is spliced from 4 exons. Lineage: Eukaryota; Metazoa; Chordata; Mammalia; Scandentia; Tupaiidae. Gene Ontology annotation, biological process: negative regulation of thymocyte apoptotic process.